CUGAUGGAAUUCAACUUUUGCUUGGAAUUGCCCAUAACCGUUCCUAUUCGCGACAAAAGAGGGGCGUGGCCCAAAAUGCUGGUUAAAAACACUUUACUGUGUUUACUAUGAAUCCUAAAAUUACAGGCUCCCUUAAAACAGACCAAGCUGACCGUUUGAUGACUUCUCUUGCUAGGUUGAGAGAAAACAAAGUUCUUUGCGAUUUCAAAAUAAACGUGGAGAAUAAAUCCUUUUUAGUUCAUCGAAAUGUAUUGAUAUCUUCCUCUGCCUAUUUUGAGAGCAUGCUAUUUAACAACAUGAAGGAGGCUACUGAUGGGUUUGUUAAUAUGACAGAAGUGACCGCUGUUGGUAUCAGUGAGUGCAUUCAGUUCAUGUACUUAGGGACGGUUGAUUUGAGGAUGGAUAACUUACGAGAUAUUUUAAACGCGUCGGAUAUUUUACAACUAUUGUCGUUGACAAACUAUUGCCUUCAGUAUUUGAAAUCAAAUAUUUCGUUGGAUAAUUGCUUGUUUGUAUUAAACUUAGCACAUUUGUACAGUCGAGACGACAUAAAACAGGCCGCAUUGAAAAUUGUAACCACCAAUUUCGAAGCCGUCAUUUCCGAUGAAUUAUUUCCAUCUAUCAACGAAGCAACAUUGGCGAAUUGUAUAAAGGUUUCACGUGCAAGUCAUGAAGCACUUUGGAAAGCAGUAAUAACGUGGGUGCAGGGCUCAAACGAUGCGCACCAACAGCAUAUUUUAGAACUAGUACAAGCAUUGAAUUUAAAAAAAUUUCCGUGUCGUUUUGUUCUGGAGACCAUUUUGAAAGAUCCACUAGUGAAUGGUAACAAGCCAGUGGAGAGUUUUGUGGUUUUCAAUCUGUUUUCUGAUAUUGAAGAGCGUUUGGAAAUUGAUACUUGCUUUGCGCUGAAAAGCCUAUUGCAAAAGUAUAAGAUGAAUGGAAGCGAUAAUUGGAGUAAAAUCGAACUUGAAAUUCAUCGAUUCAUUAGAGGAAAUUUGCAACAUAUGAUGAAUUUAGAAGAGUUCGGCAGUCUCAGUGACGAAGAGAUUGUUUUUGUGGUCAAAUCAGGAGAAGGAAUUCACUCACUAUCCAGCUCUAACAGAUGGCAGGCAGCAAUGAUGUGGAUCAACCAUGAUGUUUUGAUGAGAAAGAAAACACUUCCGAAGUUGAUUAGGAUAAUCGAUCUCAAACAAUUUUCUGUCGAUUUUUUACGUGAAAAUGUGCGAUGCAAUACUCUUGUUACCGAAUCUCAUGAAUGCAAAGAUUUGCUUAUUGAUGAAUUAUUUCGUCGGAUAAAUACGGAUGAAACCAAGUCAGGCAAUACAAGUCAGCCCAUAUUCGGCUUUGGAAAGGGAUUUUCAACGCAGAAGAGUACGAGUCAGUCUGGAUUCGGUUUUGGAAAAGGGUAUUCAGCGUCUAAAAGUACAGGUCAGUCUGUAUUCGGUUUAGGACCAGGAUAUUCAGCGCCUAAAACUGCGAGUCAGUCUGGAUUCGGUUUUGGAACAGGAUAUUCAGCGCCUAAAAGUACAAGUCGGUCUGGAUGGAGCUUUGGAAUAGGAUAUUCAGCGCCUAAAAGUACAAAUCAGUUUGGAUUCGGGUUUGGAACAGGAUAUUCAGCGCCUAAAAGUACAAGUCAGUCUGGAUGCGGCUUUGGAACAAGAUCUUCAGUUUCUAAAAGUACAGGUCAGUCUGGAUUCGGUCUUGGAACAGGAUUUUCCGCGCCCAAAAGUACAAGUAAAUCUGGAUCAGGCUUUGUAACAGGAUCUUCAGUGCCUAAAAGUAUAGGUCAGUCUGGAUUCGGUUUUGGAACAGAAUUUUCAGCCCUUAAAAGUACAAGUAAAUCUGAAUUCGCGUUUGGAACAGGAUUUUCAGCGACUAAAAGUACAAGUCAACCUGGAUCCGGCUUUGGAACAGGAUUUUCAGCCCCUAAAAGUAUAAUUCAGUCUGGAUUCGUUUCUGGAGCAGAAAUUUCAACGAUUAGUAGUACAAGUCAAUCUGAAUUUACCUCAUUAAGUGCCACAACUCAGGUAACCACAAUUCCCAACCAAUUUAAUCUCAGAAAUACGUCCACAACAUACAACACGACAACAGCAACGACUCUACCUUCGGUAUUUAGAUCUGGAAACGCAUUCUCGGAAACCACACGAAAUAUUCAUACAGGUAAAUUAGAACAAAACCAACACAUAACGGUGCUGAAUAGAAUAUCUGGUGGUCAAAUGAAUAUUCAUCCUUCAGAACUUUAUACGACUGAGUUUGGGUGGUGUAACUACUAUGUUAUUAACUAUAGCUUUUCUGCUGGAACUUUUGAGGGAAUCCCUUAUUCAGCUCAAAAAAUCACCGCCUAUUUACCAAUAGAAGAUGGCGUAAUACAACUUAUUGAUUAUCUCCGACUGGCAUUUAAUGCCGGGAUGAUAUUUAAGAUUGAGAAGCAGAGUGAUGGGCGCGGAACUAUUACAUGGAAAGACAUACCGCAUAAGACCACUAUUGACGGGGGGCUGGACAACAAUGGAUACCCGGACACCAACUACUUGAACGAGCUCCGUGAAUCACUGAAAUUAAAGUUAAUGUAAAUAUAAGAGCAAUGAUUAUAUAUAUCAUAGAUAUAUAAUGUAGUAAUUCAUGAAAGUAUUGCCGACUUUAUUAAUUUAACAUUCAUCUUUGUUCCUCUAAAACACGCUCAAACAUUCAAGCCAACGCAAAACCAAAAUAAAUAUUCAUCUAAUGCUUGGUGUAACCAAAUUUUAAGUCCUAGAUUAAUUGUGGGCUAUACUGUUUAUGGGAAAACGACUUUGGAUUUUGUCCGUACGAAAGCAUGGAAAAUAUUAGCUGUUGGACUGCAAGUAUGUUAUAAAUAUUUCCAGUCUUGAAAAUCUUCAAUUGUACCUGAUAUUGUAUUGUGUGAAACAAGAAAGCGAUGCUCAAAUUUUCUCAUUCUUGUUCUCGUGAUAUAAUUAUCUUUCACUGCGUCGUCGUGAUCAUCCCUCUGCAUAACAAUUCUCGCUAACA
Molecule: messenger RNA, 3006 nt
Organism: Styela clava
Lineage: Eukaryota; Metazoa; Chordata; Ascidiacea; Stolidobranchia; Styelidae
Source: RefSeq, a predicted model, not a curated record